Messenger RNA from Miscanthus lutarioriparius, 642 nucleotides. The record is from the annotation of a GenBank genome assembly. NCBI's taxonomy places the organism in Eukaryota, Viridiplantae, Streptophyta, Magnoliopsida, Poales, Poaceae.
AUGAGUGGCGUGUAUGAAGGGUACCCUACGAGACAUAUAUGGUAUGAGCCCAUCAAUUCUUUAAUUAAGAAAUUCUUAACAGAGGGCAGAGCCGAGGUUACGGACGAGUUCAAGGACGGGAACCCGCGGUGGGUGCGGGCGACGGUGAACCUCGACGACCACAUCGUCAUUCCAGGGCUGGACCCCGACGCCGUGGCGGCCGAUCCCGACCAGGCCGUGGAGGACUACGUAGCGUCGCUGUCCAGGCUGCCCAUGGACCGGUCCCGCCCGCUCUGGGAGUUCCACUUCCUCGACUUCCCAACCUCGGUGGCGGCCGCGACCGUGGCUGUCCGCGUGCAACAUUCGCUCGCCGACGGCAUGUCGCUGCUCACGCUCCUCAUGGCGUGCACCCGAAGAGCCGCCGACCCGACCAGGCUGCCCGCCAUGCCGCCGCCGCCGGCUCGCUCGGGCCCUGUCUUCGCGAGGCCGAGGCCGCCAGCUUCCGCGGGUGCCCUGCCGUUCGCGCUGUGGCUGUGGUCCUACGUUGUGCUCGCUUGGCAUACCGUGGAGGACGUCGUGGCGUUCGUGGCUCUGAUCCUGUUCGUGAGAAAGCGACCUCCGCCGCCGCAAACGCUUCGUGCAUACGACCCUCAGCCUCGAUGA